AUGGCUGAUGCACCUAUUUUCUUAUGUAUUAUUUGUGAAUUACAGAAAAAAUCAAAGAUAUCUUCCUCUCGGAAACUGGGAUUAAAGAUUAGAUUGUUGGCAAUCGCCGCUCAGAUGCUGCAGGAGGAGAAUGAGCAGAAGUUGAAAGAAAAAGAAACCGCACUUACAGAGAGACUUCCUCCUUUAAAUAUAUCUGGUCUAUCUUUGCAAGACCUGCAGGACCUAUGCAAAGACUUGCACCACAAGAUUGAUGUUGUGGAUGAGGAGCGGUAUGAUAUUGCCCUAAAAGUUUCCAAAAAUGACACAGAGAUUCAAAACAUGAACCUGAAGAUCACCGAGCUUCAGAGUAAGUUCAAGAAGCCGCACCUCAAGAGAGUGAAGAUCUCAGCUGAAGCCAUGCUGAGCGUUCUGCUGGGCUCAAAACAUAAAGAAUCCAUUGACUUCAAGGCAAACCUCAAAACAGUCAAGAAGGAAGAGGAAAAGAAAGAGGAGGUUACUGACUGGCGUAAAAACGUGGAGGCCAUGUCUGGCAUGGAGGGCAGGAAGAAGCUGUUUGAUGCUUCUGGCAACUAA
Molecule: messenger RNA, 573 nt
Organism: Melanotaenia boesemani (Boeseman's rainbowfish)
Lineage: Eukaryota; Metazoa; Chordata; Actinopteri; Atheriniformes; Melanotaeniidae
Product: troponin I, slow skeletal muscle-like
Exons: 7
Coding region: 1-573 (190 amino acids)
Biological process (GO): muscle contraction
Cellular component (GO): troponin complex
Source: RefSeq, a predicted model, not a curated record